Ahaetulla prasina is the source of this 2490-nucleotide messenger RNA. RefSeq lists its product as uncharacterized. The transcript is spliced from 8 exons. The coding region runs from base 63 to 1022 and encodes 319 amino acids. The record is from RefSeq and is a predicted model, not a curated record. NCBI's taxonomy places the organism in Eukaryota, Metazoa, Chordata, Lepidosauria, Squamata, Colubridae.
GUUUCAGACUGUAGAAGCAUCUGCACUUAGUUGGAAGUUAGUGCAGGAGAUCACACAGAACCAUGGAAUCAUUUCAAAGAGAUACUCCCAGGAAUUUUGCACUACCUGCACUGCUACUCAGGAAAGGAAAUGGAUGGAUUUUUUAUUUCCUCUGGAUCUUUGCAAUUAUUGUUUCCAAUUCACUUGCCUGUGACAACCAAACAAAGGAUGAUGACUGUCCUCACAGGAACAUAUUUGUGGAGGAAGGAGAAUCGGUGAAAUUUCCCCUCUGUGCUUCUGAAGCUGCUGAAUAUUUGUGUAUCUGGAACAAUAUAGCAUCCAUGUGGCAAGAUGGGUACUAUUUUUUUGACAAAGAGUCCCGACCACUUCUUUCUCAUUUAAGAGACAAUUUUUCCACAGAAGGAAACAAAGUUGAACUAAAAAAUGCCAGCCACAACUCCAGCGGGCUUUACAGGUUUCUGACUAAGUCUGAAAGCUGUAUGGUGUCAGUGCAGAUCUCUGUAUCAAAUGAAAGGCCUACUACCAGUUCCUCUCCUCAAUCUGGAACCUUCAAAAAACGAUUGACAAAAUGGAAGGAUGAUGACUGUCCUCACAGGAACAUAUCUGUAAAGGAAGGAGAAUUGGUGAAAUGUCCCCUCUGUGCUUCUGAAAUUGCUGAAUAUUUGUGUACCUGGAACAAUACAACAUCCAUGUGGGAAGAUUGGUACCAUUUUUCUAACAAAGUGUCCCGACAACGUCUUCCUCAUUUCAGAGAGAAUGUUUCCAUAGGACUAAAAAAUGCCAGCCACAACUCCAGUCAGCUUUACAGACUCAUGUCUAAGUUUGGAAACUGUAUGGAGUCAAUGCAGAUCUCUGUAUCAAAUGAAAGGCCUACUACCAAUUCCUCUUCUCAACCUGGAACCGUCAAAAACCAAUUGACAAAAUGGAAUGAAAGGCCUACUACCAAUUCCUCUUCUCAAUCUGGAAAAUGGAGUGGUGUGAUGUGGCUCCCCUUUCUAGCAAUAAUUUUCAGAUGCCUAUGAAUGGACCGAAGACACCGCCCACUGGCCUUGAUGGACUUUCCUGCGCAUCCUAUUUUAUUUUUUUUAAGUUAUUUUCUUACUGUGCAAUAUAGAAUGCUUAUAUGUUUGGUAACGACAGAAAUGCAUGCAAAAAGGGGAAAAUGGAAGUGUGACCAAAGUCACCAGUUUUUUUUUUUUUUUAAUCAAUUCAAUGAAGAAUUGCAGCAGGGGUGUCCUCAGGUUGUGGUUCAGAAAAAUUAUGAAGAUGGCCCUAACGGUUGAAUUAAAUCUCUGCCUAUUUCUCAUGUGGGCAAAGCACAUAACAAGCAGUGGAGCUUUGGUGACUUCAUUGCGGCCGCCAUUUUGAGUUUGGACCACAAUCCUUUGGACACCUCUGAGGAGGGAAGAUGUGACUAUGCAAUAUGGCACAGAAGUCAGUCUUCCUUGUCUUUGACUCUUAGCAACCGGCAGCAACUGUGAAGACUUCCUUUAACCUUGUCUUAUUGCUUGGUCUACAGUAACUCCCAAAACUAUCUGAUGACUGCACUGCACAAUUCACAUUGUUGCACAGGAGCUGUGCAAUUCUUUGAGCGUUUUCCAAUAGCGUUCUCCCCCUCAGAGAACUCGAGGUAAAUCUCACUGCAGUUUGGAAUGUGUGACUUGUUCCAUGCCCAGUUAGCAAGUGUGAGGGGAGGAAGCCCAUCUUUCCCCAUUAGACCUCUCUGGAUUGGUUUCAAUCUAGACCCGGCACUGCCAAUAAGCCCUAGAUUUUGUUCGACAGAUGUCCCCAAAACAGGUAAUCUGAACUUUUGAUCGACCAUGUGCUUAUUGUCGGUUCAAAGCAAAAUUCCCAUUUCUGUGACAUUUAUACGGGUAGUUCGCGACUUACAAAUAGUUGCUCAGUGAUCGUUCAAAGUUACGAUGGACACCUAAAAAAAAUGGUAUGGCUUGUGGCAAAAAUGCCCAUUGGCUAAAAUGACUGCAUUUUUGCCUAACGGCUGUGGUGAUUUCCUUUAUGACCAAAGGUUGUAUGACAAAAAGUCGUAAAAAUCGGAUCAGUCGUGAUGAUUCGCUUAACGACUGACAUGAUUUAUGCCUAUAAUUCUGGGCUCAACUGCGGUCGUAAGUCAAGGAUGACCUGUAAUUGUAACCUUACACUCGGGAAGAACAACAGAAGCGGGAGGUGAGCUACUGAAGAAUAAAAAUAAAAAUAGUCUUUGGAAGUGGGAUGCCAAGGUGUUGCAAUAAACUGGAAAACUCUUGAUUAAUGAUGAUUUAUGAUUGUAACUUUGUUGCUUAUAUCCUUAUGACUUAUACUGAUAUUGUUUCCUGACUGCUUAAUUGUAGCCUAUGACUAUCAUUAAGUGUUGUAUCAUUAAGCGUUAAAUUUGUACCCUAUGGCUAUCAUUAAAUGUUGUAAGUGUUGUUGUACCUUGCAUAUGCACCAAGACAAAUUCCUUGUGUGUCCAAUCACACCUGGCCAAUAAAA